Molecule: messenger RNA, 2824 nt
Organism: Erinaceus europaeus (western European hedgehog)
Lineage: Eukaryota; Metazoa; Chordata; Mammalia; Eulipotyphla; Erinaceidae
Gene: TMBIM6
Product: transmembrane BAX inhibitor motif containing 6
Exons: 10
Coding region: 191-904 (237 amino acids)
Biological process (GO): negative regulation of apoptotic signaling pathway; negative regulation of RNA splicing; cellular response to unfolded protein
Cellular component (GO): mitochondrial membrane
Molecular function (GO): enzyme binding
Source: RefSeq, a predicted model, not a curated record
CCAGGUUGCGUUGCCUAAACCCCUCCAAUUCCUUGUGGGCCAAACAACAAAAACAACCUCUCUCUGAACUUGAGACUGUUCUCGCAAGAGUGAACUUGUGAACGGGUGACCCUGUGGAAGAGCUGACUGCCUGAAACACGAAGGUCUCAAGGUUAAAGAGCAGAAGCGGUGUUGCACAAACUCGGGCAUCAUGAACAUGUUUGAUCGCAAGAUCAACUUUGACGCGCUCCUGAAGUUUUCCCACAUAACCCCUUCAACGCAGCAGCACCUGAAGAAGGUCUAUGCCAGCUUUGCCCUCUGUAUGUUCGUGGCGGCUGCAGGGGCCUACGUCCAUGUGGUCACCCACUUCAUUCAGGCUGGCCUGCUGUCUGCCUUGGGCUCCCUGGGAUUGAUGAUUUGGCUAAUGGCAACACCUCACAGCUGUGAAACGGAACAAAAAAGACUGGGGCUUCUCGCUGGAUUUGCUUUUCUUACAGGAGUUGGCCUGGGCCCUGUUCUGGAUCUGUGCAUUGCCAUCAACCCCAGCAUCCUUCCCACGGCCUUCAUGGGCACAGCAAUGAUCUUCACCUGCUUCACCCUGAGUGCACUCUAUGCCAGGCGCCGGAGCUACCUCUUUCUGGGGGGAAUCUUGAUGUCAGCCAUGAGCCUGAUGCUUUUGUCUUCCUUGGGGAACCUUUUCUUCGGAUCCAUUUGGCUAUUCCAGGCAAAUCUGUAUUUGGGACUGGUGGUAAUGUGUGGCUUUGUCCUUUUUGAUACUCAACUCAUUAUUGAGAAGGCUGAAAAUGGAGACAAGGAUUAUAUCUGGCACUGCGUUGACCUCUUCUUGGAUUUUGUUACUCUCUUCAGAAAACUUAUGGUGAUCCUGGCUAUGAAUGAGAAGGAUAAGAAGAAAGAGAAGAAGUGACUGGCCCUCUCCCCGUUUGGCUUCCUCUCUCCCUCUGCCCCGUCUUUCCUCUGCACACAUUACAGGUGGCGUGUUCUGUGAUAAUGAAAAGCAUCAGAAAAGCUGUUGUACUUUGUGGUUUUCUCUAUUUUGAAUUUUUGAUCAAAAAAACUGAUUAGCAGAAUAUAGUUUGGAGUUUGGCUUCGUAUUCCUGGGGUCCUCCCCCACCCCUUUUGCUGUCAGCCCUGCCCCCAGCCUCUUGCUCUGCUCAGACAGCAGUCCCCCAUGACGUGGAGGUGGGGCACAGGGAGCAGAGAGGCUUCACUGAGUGGACUGAACUGUGUGGCAGCGCCCUCUCAGCCCUCCUCCCUCAGCACUGUGGUCUGUGCGCAGUGUUCAGCCGCGGGACUGGGCAGUGUGCUUCCCACCGAAGAGAACUUUGCUGGUCCUCGUGUUACUCGGGCUCAUCUCUGAGCUGCUGUCCACCCUCUGCAGAAAAUGAAGAGCCUCUUCUGGUGGAUGCUCUGCUUCCUCCGCGCUGCCCGAGUUCUGCUGGUCUGGUAAACGUCUUUCUGCCUCUCCUCCACGAAAGCAGUGUGGAUUCACAUGUCUUCCCUUCCCCAUCCCUUGUCUGGCCAUCAAGGAAUCUGCCUGCUUUCCUUCCGUGGGGUGGGAGGAUAUCAACGCAAAGGGAAAAGGCGUUCUUGUCAGGCACUGAUGAGAAGGCUGGUUAUAUGUGGUAUAACAGAUUUCCAGGCUUCCUCUGACUUUUCAUGAAAAAUGGGUUCUCACCUUCGUUUCUCAGUCUCCCCAAGCUGGUGACUGUUGGAAGCUCUGGAGCGGAGGAAGGACAGGGUCAGGAUUGGUUGAGCCUCUUGGGGGUGGUUGUCACUGCUUCUGCCAGACGAGCCUAGAUAAGGGUCUGUCGGGGCAGAGGGGAAACAGAAUCUCUGAACUAAGUAAUUGUGGUGACUUGGAGGCAGCAUCCAGUCUCUGGUGCAUUUUGAUUGAACCCCACCAGGACUCUUACAAGUUGUAUCAAGCCAGAGAUUCAGGGCAGUGGGUAAAUGUUUGUUUUACACUUGCACUUUAGCUUGGGGUCUGUUUACCUGCUUCCGGGAAUCUGCAGCCUUCCAGGCGGGGCUGGGUAACUAAUCCUGCCAGCCCCGAUUCCCUGCAGCCUUGUGGUUACAAGUGCAGGAGUGCGGGACGAAUGUAGAUCACCAUCUGUGGGCUGACAGACAGCGGGCACAGGUCACUGGGCAGCCUUGGCAGCAGCUCCACUUCUGGCUACUCGCAGGGCUUCUGUGCAAGGGGGCCGAGCCAGUGGAAGACACUGGCAGCAGGACACUGUGGUGUCUGUUCACUCCUAUCUGACCCAGCGGCUGCUGGCUCCCAGCGCACUGUGUCACUGCCCCGUUGUCACACGAAACAGUUUGUUCCCAGGCUGUGUGUAUUCCGGGAGCAGCAUGCCACCCAGAACAGAAAGGCUCACUUCUGGAAGUGACGCUGCCCUCCAGCUUAGCUGCUGCCUUCAGCCUCUGGCUUGAGAACUUGACUGAUGGAACUCCCUUCCCAGGAAGCCCCAGUAGCAACUCCACAAAAUGCUCAUUUCUCCGCUUGAUCUGAGAAGCUUGAGUUACAUCUCUUGGAGCCAAACUCCACCUCUUGUGCUUUUUUGCUUGGGAUAAAGGAGUUUUUCUUUAGAAACAGUGCCAAGAAUGACAAGAUAUAAAAUAAAAAUUAAAAAAACUUUUAAAGAAAAAGCCUAACAGGUUUUUCAUACACUGUAACUACCACUUCCUCUUCCUAGCUCCAUAGUUUUCAGCUCAGGCUGCGUUCUCUAACUCAUACUGUGAAGGAAGGUGUUUUUGAUUCAGAAAUAUAUGAAAUCUACAUAGUCUUAAUUUGUAAAAAAUAAAGAAAAAUUCCUUAACCUUU